AUUCAAAUGUAAUUUUUUGAUUUGAUGUUUGCAAAUCGCGGCAAAUUUAUAUCAACGAAACAAAUUGCUAUAUUUGUAAGACAAGCUAGCUAUGUACACUUCUUGCUAACGAUUUUGACCUAUUUUAAAGACUAACAACUUAGCCAAUAGGUGUAAAUCAUAGUUCAACAAAUAAAAUUAUUAUGGAUUCCCUAAAAGCUCUAGAAGAGUAUCUUAAGUCUAAAGACAAUGCCGAAAAUUUUUUUAGUUCUUCAGAAAUUCCUCCUAUUUGCAAAUCUGAAGCUUGUAUGCUGGGCGUCGAUGAAGCAGGUCGUGGACCAGUAUUGGGACCAAUGGUGUAUGGUGUGGCUUAUUGCCCUUUAAGCCAAAAGAAAAUACUUGAAUCUUUAGGAUGUGCCGACUCCAAAGCUUUAACAGAAGACAAAAGAGAUGAGAUCUUUACAAAAAUGUUGACUGAACAAGAAUCAAUAGACAAUGUUGGCUGGAAAGCUGAAGUUAUCUCACCUAAAUAUAUCUCAAACUCUAUGUAUAGAAGAGCUAAACAUUCCUUGAAUGAAGUGUCAAUGAACUCUGCAAUUAGUUUGAUACAGAUGGUACUAGAUGGUGGAGUAAAUUUAGCAGAAAUUUAUGUUGAUACUGUUGGUCCUCCUGAAAAAUAUCAAGCAAAACUAUCGGAAAUAUUUCCCAAUAUUAAAAUUACUGUAGCUAAAAAAGCUGACUCCAUAUAUCCGAUAGUGUCAGCUGCCAGUAUCGUUGCGAAAGUGACUCGUGACCACGCACUCAAAGUUUGGAACUUCAAGGAGGGUCUGGACAUGGAUCAUAGUCAAUUUGGUAGUGGAUAUCCUGGAGAUCCAUUAACGAAAAAAUUUAUUCGUGAGCAAAUUGAUCAUGUCUUUGGGUAUCCAUUGUUAGUUAGAUUUAGUUGGUCGACGGCAGAACUGAUGCUUCAAGAGAAAGCAGCAACAUGUACAUUUGAAGAUAUAGAUGAAAGUCCUAAUAAAAAAGCUGCUGGUACGAAAUCUAUAAGCACUUUCUUUUCACCAAAAGACAAAACAUCAAGGAAAAGACACAAAUUCUUUCAAGAGAGAUGUCUCAAAAUGACAAAUGCCUUUGAAUAAACUUAAGACAGAUUUGUAUUUUUAUAAGCAUGUAUAAAUCAAGAAUCAUGUUUUUAUUUUUAUU
This is a messenger RNA of Papilio xuthus (Asian swallowtail), 1182 nucleotides long. Its product is annotated as ribonuclease H2 subunit A. The record is from RefSeq and is a predicted model, not a curated record. The transcript is spliced from 5 exons. The coding region runs from base 183 to 1118 and encodes 311 amino acids. Gene Ontology annotation, molecular function: RNA-DNA hybrid ribonuclease activity; RNA binding. Gene Ontology annotation, cellular component: ribonuclease H2 complex. Gene Ontology annotation, biological process: DNA replication, removal of RNA primer; mismatch repair. Lineage: Eukaryota; Metazoa; Arthropoda; Insecta; Lepidoptera; Papilionidae.